Phragmites australis (common reed) is the source of this 1810-nucleotide messenger RNA. Its product is annotated as probable polyamine transporter At3g13620. NCBI's taxonomy places the organism in Eukaryota, Viridiplantae, Streptophyta, Magnoliopsida, Poales, Poaceae. The record is from RefSeq and is a predicted model, not a curated record. Gene Ontology annotation, molecular function: transmembrane transporter activity. Gene Ontology annotation, biological process: transmembrane transport. Bases 112 to 1581 code for a protein of 489 amino acids. The transcript is spliced from 2 exons. Gene Ontology annotation, cellular component: membrane.
ACGAACCUCCUCUUUUCCUCCGACUCCGCGGGGCGCACGCAUCCAUCCACGCUACGGUUAGUUGCUGCCCUGCUCUGCUCAACGAGACCCCCUCGCGUAAAGACCAGCAGGAUGGCUCGCGAAACCCAUCUCGGCGCCGACGCCGACGCCGUCGCCGCGCCCAAGGCCAAGAACCCCGAUGCCGGCGACCCGGGGGCCCUGCCGGCGCCGGACGGCGGCCAUGGAGGGACGGGCGGCCGCAACAAGCUGUCCCUGGUGCCGCUCAUCUUCCUCAUCUUCUUCGAGGUCGCGGGGGGACCCUACGGCGCCGAGCCGGCGGUGCAGUCCGCGGGUCCCCUCUACGCGCUGCUUGGCUUCCUCAUCUUCCCCUUCAUCUGGGCCAUCCCGGAGGCGCUCGUCACCGCCGAGCUCUCCACCGCCAUGCCGGGCAACGGCGGCUUCGUCCUCUGGGCCGACCGCGCCUUCGGGCCCUUCUCGGGCUCCCUCAUGGGCACCUGGAAGUACGUGUCGGGCGCCAUCAACGGCGCCGCCUUCCCCGCGCUCUGCGCCGACUACCUCGCGCGCGUCGUGCCGGCCGUCGCGGGGGGCGGGCCCCGCGUCGCCACCAUCGUGUCUUUCAACGUUGCGCUCUCGUUCCUCAACUACACGGGCCUCACCGUCGUGGGAUGGACUGCCGUCGGGCUCGGCCUCGCCUCGCUCUCGCCUUUCCUACUCAUGUCCGGCAUCGCGCUGCCCAAGAUCCGCCCGCACCGCUGGGGCGGCGUCGCCGGGGAGAAGGACUGGAAGCUCUUCUUCAACACCCUGUUCUGGAACCUCAACUACUGGGACAGCGUCAGCACCAUGGCCGGCGAGGUGGAGCAGCCCGGCAAGACGCUCCCCAAGGCGCUAGUGUCCGCCGUGUGCAUGACGUCGCUCGGGUACCUGCUGCCGCUCAUGGCUGCCACCGGCGCCAUCGACGUGCCGUCGGAGAACUGGGGGAACGGAUUCUUCGCCGACGCCGCAGGCAUGAUCGCGGGCCGGUGGCUCAAGUACUGGAUCGAGGUGGGCGCGGUGCUGUCCUCCAUCGGCCUCUACUCGGCGACGCUGAGCAGCGCAGCGUUCCAGCUGCUGGGCAUGGCCGACCUGGGCCUCCUCCCGCGCGCCUUCGCCGUGCGCGCUCCGGUCUUCAACACCCCCUGGGUCAGCAUCGUGGUCACCAGCGCCAUCACCCUGGGCAUGUCAUUCUUCAGCUUCAACAACAUCGUGGCCGCCGCCAACUUCCUCUACAGCCUCGGCAUGCUCCUCGAGUUCGCCGCCUUCAUCUGGCUCCGCAUCAAGAGCCCGGACCUGUCGCGCCCGUACCGCGUGCCGACGCGCCUGCCCGGCGCCGUUGCGCUGUGCCUCGUGCCCUCGGCGUUCCUCGUCUUCGUCAUGGCCAUCGCAGGGUGGAAGGUGUACGCCAUCAGCGCGGCCUUCACCGCGGCCGGGGUCGGGGUGUACUACCUCAUGCGGUUCUGCAAGGCCAGGGGUUGCCUCAAGUUCAGCCCCGGCGACGAGGUGAUGGCGUACCAUCGCCAGGACAGCAGAAAUGGCCAUGUCUGACGAUCUUUUGCUUGAGUCCUGACAUGUUGCUUGCAAGCUGUACGUUUGCAUAGGAAUUGAUUGUGUUAUUUUAUUGUUCAUGAAAUCCAUGAUUCUCUUCGAGUGUCUUUGCUAAUUGUUGGAAGCCUCUGCUUGCUGAAAUUGCAAGCUAAUUCAAGAUUAGUGAACACAACAAUUGUAUGUUCAGUAUCUCCACAGAUGGGAGCUCUUUCUUGCUUGAGCGUGCUAA